CCGAUGCCCCGCCAACAGCGCAACCAGCGAAAGCCCAAGGACGGCGCCGAGCCGUACUCCAAGCCCAAGGAAGGCAGCAAGGAAGGCGGCGCCAAGGGCCGGCGCAAUGGCCGUGGCGGCCGCGGUGGCCGCGGUGGCCGUGGCAACAAGCCCAAGCCCAAGACCACGGAGGACCUCGACAAGGAGAUGGACGGCUACUGGAACAAGAGCGCCGAGCACGCCCAGAAGCAGCUCGACAACGACAUGGACGACUACUGGAAGAAGAAGGACGAAGUCGUCGCGGACGAGCCGGUCGAAGAGGCCGCGCCUGAGACGGCAACCGACGCCACGGCCGCCGAGUAAAACCCGUGGCCGACACGGGCGGGUCGAUAUUUUAUAAGCACGAUCAAACACAAGAACCCUUCCGUCGCAACGAGUCUAUGCAAAGCCCCCGCCAGUCGCCCCCGCCCAGCGUCGCCGACGAAGGCUUGAAGCCUGCCAUGCCGCUAGUCCUUGCUCGUCUUACUUGGUCCAGGCCUCUCUCUCAAUGCAGCCCAGGCCUCUGUCAAUGCAGCCCAGGCCUCUCUCAAUACAGCAAUGCUACCUGCACUCAAUACCGCGUUGACUCGUACUUUGGUACGUGGCAUGCCUCCACGCUCAUGUCAAGCCGCUUCCGACGCCUCGCAGAGCUCAGCACUCAUGCCAACACAAGAUAAGAUCUCUUCGCGAUGGCUUGGCGUAGCUUCCUCGAUGCUAGUAUAGCUCGUCGUUGCUUCAAGAAGAAAUGUGUAGUCGACA
Messenger RNA from Saprolegnia diclina VS20, 777 nucleotides. RefSeq lists its product as hypothetical. Bases 4 to 342 code for a protein of 112 amino acids. The transcript has a single exon. NCBI's taxonomy places the organism in Eukaryota, Oomycota, Saprolegniomycetes, Saprolegniales, Saprolegniaceae. The record is from RefSeq and is a predicted model, not a curated record.